Messenger RNA from Cydia splendana, 5759 nucleotides. It is a transcript of the gene Myb, whose product is annotated as transcriptional activator Myb-like. Gene Ontology annotation, molecular function: DNA-binding transcription factor activity, RNA polymerase II-specific; RNA polymerase II cis-regulatory region sequence-specific DNA binding. The transcript is spliced from 19 exons. The coding region runs from base 160 to 2523 and encodes 787 amino acids. The record is from RefSeq and is a predicted model, not a curated record. NCBI's taxonomy places the organism in Eukaryota, Metazoa, Arthropoda, Insecta, Lepidoptera, Tortricidae. Gene Ontology annotation, cellular component: nucleus. Gene Ontology annotation, biological process: regulation of DNA-templated transcription.
GAUUGUAACGAAUGCUAACGAAUCGUGGUUAUUUUAUACAUCAAGUAGAUUUAUUUAUUUUAAUAACUUGUAGUGUUAACGGAUAUUAAUAAUGUGACCCUAUUUCCUGUUUUAUGUAUACCCUUUUUUAAAUGAUUAAAUUGGUCUCGAGAAGAUUACAUGGCGUAUAAUGAAAAUUCCAGCUCCAGCAUGCAGGAUGACCAGUCGAAGGCGUCUCUGCAAAUGCAGAUAGAGCGCCUUCAAGUAUUGCGGGCGAAGCUUAACACUGUAGCAGAAGAGGAUUACGUCAUCGUCAAAGAAGAAGUACAACGUAGCGGCUAUGAGUCAGAGAGUAGCGAGUAUUCAGAGGACUCGGCGGCGGCCUACGAGGAUGUCACGACUACAACCAAAAGCUCUGGGCCGAGGAAGAAUAUCAACAGGGGGAGAUGGACGAAGGAGGAGGACAAAAGGCUCAAGAUGUACGUGAAGAUGUAUAACGAGAACUGGGAGCUGAUCGCGUCGCAGUUCUCAGACAGGUCCGACGUUCAGUGCCAGCAGCGCUGGACCAAGGUCGUCAACCCCGAGCUAGUCAAGGGACCGUGGACCAAGGAGGAAGAUGAAAAGGUCGUAGAAUUAGUCCAAAAAUAUGGUCCCAAGAAGUGGACAGUCAUCGCGCGACACCUCAAGGGCAGAAUAGGAAAACAAUGCCGAGAGCGAUGGCACAACCACUUGAACCCUUCUAUAAAGAAGACCGCGUGGACGGAGCACGAAGACCGCGUCAUAUACCAGGCGCACAAGCAGCUAGGGAACCAAUGGGCUAAGAUUGCCAAACUACUGCCGGGCAGAACGGACAAUGCAAUAAAGAACCACUGGAACUCGACGAUGCGGAGGAAGUUCGAGCCGGAGCUGCUGGACAGCUUCGAGAGCCUUCGCCGGCGGGGGCGGGUAAAGCGCGAUCCUAACCCAUACACUGACCAAAGUGAUACACUGCAGGCGGUGCAGGUCGCAUAUAACGAUGACUGGGACUCAUUCAACGACUCGAGCCAAAGCGGCUCAAGCCAGCCGGCUUCCAAGCAAGUGAUGCGGUUCCGACAGCUGUUGAAGGAUCAGCUCAGCAACAUCCAGCAACAGACGAUGGUGCGGGUCAAGUCGCCCGACCGCGGGAACCUCGUCGCGGCUGACGUGGAGAUCUGCGAAUCGCCGUUCAAAUUCAUAAACCUGGAAACGUUGCCCACGGAUUCUCCUCUCAAAAACUACCUUUCCAACGCAUCUGGUACUACUAACAAGGAUAACGUCGUAACAUACGCCGUGCAGCCGGACUCGACGCGGGAGAUUGUGGUGCCGUCGUCCGUGUACAUGAGCCCCAAGAAGUCCUCCGUCACCAGCAGCCCGCCGCCCAUCCUCCGCCGGAGGAACAAGAAGACCAACAUGAUCACGCCUAACCAUAACGCCUGGUCAGAGACCAUAAACAAAGCCAUGGAGACGACCGGAGCCACGCCAAUCAAGGCGCUGCCGUUCAGUCCGUCUCAGUUCCUCAACUCGCCCGCCGCGCUCUCUUUCCCUCCGUUUGAAGCCACGCCCUCCUCGCUCUCGCAGCAGCUGCAUACUAAGGAUUGGGGUCCACUGGCGAGUCCCCUGCUGCACACGCCCACGCCCGCGCUGGGCUGCAGCCCCAACCUCACGCCCAUCAACAGUCACAGCAAGCACAGGAGUAACACACCCAAAACUCCAACUCCCUUCAAAAUUGCAAUGGCGGAGAUUGGCAAGAAAUCUGGCAUUAACUACGAGCCGUCGAGUCCGGGCGUUCUCGUGAAGGACAUCACUGAGAUUAUCGAACGGGAGGAGUCCGACAGCACGGUGCAGCUCAACGACUCCAUGCUGUCGUCCACGGCUGAUCAAGACGGGACCGCUGUUCAGGUGAACGAUUCCGGCAUCGGCAGCCUGAAGCGGCGCGCGUCGGAGCAGGGCAAGGAGAACCAGCCGCGCGCGCUCACCGUGCCGGCGGGCUCGGGCUCGGGGGGCUCGGGGGGCGCGGGGGCGCAGCACAAGCGCGCGCGCAAGGCGCUCGCGCACGCGCACGCCUGGGGCGCCGCCACCUCCACGCCCACCACCGCCCGGGUGCCUGACGUCGCCUUCAUCGUCGAGACGCCGAGCAAAACGCUUGCCGGCGACAGUUCAGUGAUGUUCUCGCCGCCAUCCAUCGUCAAGAACUCGCUCGCCGAAGAAUCCACCAGCCUGCACAGUCUGAUGAGCGCCGAAAACACCCCCGAAACCCUCAAAUACGAGGAGCUUGAUAUAGAAACGGUCGAAAAAACAAAGGUCCGCCGCAUGUCCGGAGAGCCGGUGGUGGUGAAGAAGUCCGCCGUGCGCUCCAUCAAGUUCGAGAAGGAGCCCGAGGUCAAGGAGGAGCCCGUUGAGUUCAUACUGAACGACGGGUGGAAGACAUACGCUUGCGGCAAAACGCAUGACCAACUGGAACUGACCAAGCUAGCCCACCAGUACCUCAAGAAAACGGCCCUCAAGCCGCGAUCCCUCAAUUUUUGAUAACAUUUUAUGAGAACAGAAUCGUCACAAAUAUUUUUUUUACAUAGAGUUUUUUUCGUGUUGAUAUCGUUUUAUAAAUGGUGAAUGGAAUGUAUGUAAACAAGUAAACGUUCUACAAUCCACUUUCAUCCACCAUGCUAAUUAGGUAUCACUAAUAUUUUUCAAAGUUUUCGGGUAGGAUGACAGGUGUCAUUUCAAUUCAUCAGCUUCUUUUUAAAAUUAUGGCUUCAGUCCAGUGGGACUAUUUCGCCAGUAUCAAGGUAUUAAGAGCUAAAUACGACGAUUAAAAUUGUACGGUUAAUACAAGACACUUGUACGGUGAUUUUAUUAGCUCUUGUAAAGCGAUAGGUGGAUUUUACAAGUAGCACGUGGACUACCGGCCGUUGACACCAAAAUGGUGGUUAAACUCAUUUCAAUAAUAAUUCUCCAUUCCCUGCACACUACCACAUUAGUUUACUAUAUAAUAAGCUAUCGAUAUUACACUUUAAACAAUAUUAAUGAGCAAAAAACAAAGGAAUUAAUAACGAGGCGUGACUAUCAAGAUGGCGCUCGAACCGGAAGUCCAUUUCAAUUCAAUUUUGCGAGAUUUGACGUUUUUAGGUUAUAAAUUAUAUGGAAAUGACACCUGUCAACCUACCCAUCGAGUUUGAAAAAUACUAUACACGAUACUAUAUACAUUGAAUAGUGCUUGUGAUAAGUUGUCAAUAAUUUUUGUAUGAUUCUGCACUUAUUAUGUCAAAGGUUUAAAUCAAAGUUAAUGAUACCAUUUUGUAGUUAUGUAUUUUGGAAUAAUAGUCAAGAGUUCUUCCAUUUCCACAAAACUUAUAUUCAGGCUUACCAUCUUUGAUAGCUCCUAUCAUGUGAAUACAUCUGAUUAUAGUUAUUUUCUAGUAUUUAUAUAAUUUUAAGGUUCCUUUUUUUAGAUAUUUGUGUGUGAACACGUCAUUACGCUUUUAGAUUAUCGUGUUAGUUAAGUAUUUCUAUUACAUACUAUUAUGAUAACAAUAUCUUGAUUUCACUUGGAUUUAUAUUGGAAUUCUUUACAAUCAUACAGAAAUUUAAUGUUUAACUUGCGUGUUUGUGAACGACGUUCAAACGUCUAAAUAUCACUCUUGUACCUUUUCCGUAUAUGUUUAGGUGUUAUUGACACCAAAGUGCACUAAUUUGGAUUCCGUGCUUUAAUUUACGUUUUAUACAAUUCUGAAAUUUUCGUAUUUAGUGUUCGUAUAAGUAAGUUAAAAUUUCGGUCUAAUUUUUUUGUGGUGUCAUAUUUAAUUUAAGUAAUCUUGUGUAUCUGUCGCACUAAAUGUACCGUGAUUUAAGUGAAGCAAUAUUUAUGUUCGAUUUUAUUACGUUAAUUAUAAAAAGUAACUUUAUUUUAUGUUUUUCUUUGUAAUGUCUAUUAUUUUAGUUUCGAUUUUGUUUAGUAGCAGAAUAUAAGUUUAAUUCUUCAAAGAACAUAAUGUUAUUUUGCUUAUUUUGGUAUUUAAAAUUUACAGCGAAGGAAAGCUAUUUUAUUUUAUUUUUUAUUCAUUGACACCUAACUGGAGAUAUUGUUGAAUCGAAAAUUUCCUAUUCAAAUAAAAAAAAUAUGAUUUAUAUACUUGCAUGCAUCAUGUAAGUAAGUAAUAAACACUUUAUUGUACGAAACAAGGUUACAACAGAUCUGAUAUAUAAUUUGAUGUUACUAUGGGUGGUAUUCCACCUGUCCAAUUUCCGUUUCCAUUAAAAUCUUGGGUAGUUAUUCAACGAUUUUAGUAAUCACAUGUAUUUGAUCUAUUAAAAUACAACUACAUACACCACUUAUCAAAAUGUGUAAACGUGAAAUCACGCAAUGAAAUACUUAUGUACAAUAUUCGUAGUAUUUAUUUUCCUUGUGAUAUAAUGAUAAUAAAGUUAUGAUUGAUUAAAAAUGUGCAUUCGGAAAAUCAUGAGAAAUACAUAUUUUCAAAUAAAUUCUCCAGGGGCCCAUUUCUCGGACAGUAUUAGACUAAUAUUACUAGUCUACAAACUGUCAAUUCGUAUGGGUUUCCAUGACAAACUAAUUAUGUAUAAUAGCCUAAUAUGGUUUGAGAAAUGGGCCCCAGUAACAGUGACCUGGGGUCCAUUUCUCGACCGGUAUUAGACUAAUAUUAUUAGUCCACGAACUGUCAAAUCGUAUUAGUUACCAUGGCAACACACUAAUAAUAUUAGACUAAUACCAUUUGAGAAAUAGGGCCCAGGAAAAAAUGUAUCAGGAUGACAGAUGAUACGGAAAGUGAGGUGACUAUUUCCAAUAUUUCCAUACAUUAUCUAAAUUUACUUUGGCGUUUUCUAUCAACGUCAUAUUGGCUAGGCCCCCAGGAAGCAAAAUAAACCAAAAAAAAAAGUCUGCAGUGAUUUUGAUAGCAUACGCAGAGCAAGAGUUAUUUAUAGAGCAUUGACGUUUAAAAUAACACUUGCACUCCGUGGGCUAUCAAAAUCUCUGCAGACUUUUCUUGGUCUAACUCUAUGCAUGAUUUUUUUCGUGAGGUUUUUUAAUGUCUCACAUUAACUCUGCUUCGUCAUAGUGCGACAUCUGUACCUGUGACCAGUACCAGUACCUGGGCUAUAACCGCGAAAAUCGAAGUUCGCAAAUUGCGGGCAUUUUUCUCUGUCACUCUUAUUAGGCCUUCAUUGGAGUAAAAGAGAAAGAUCCCCGCAAUUUGCGAAUUUCGGUUUUCGCGGUAGCCGCUCUGUAUCAAAACUGACAUAACGCUUGUUCUAUGCAGCCAGCUUUACCUCAUUAAUGUCAUUAAUAUUAACAUGCACGGUCUCUAAAAUCGUUUUACCCUUGGCUUAAUACCUAGGUAACCUAACAGCCUAUUCUGAGCGCCGCAAGCAUAGUAAGAAACUGUUCUAGAGUUAAAAUUUCAAUAUAUUAUUUAUUAAAGCUAAGCUUAGGUGGGCAGAAUUUUUAGUACAGACACAAGGGAGGAGUGGCUUUUUAAAAUUGGCCAUUAAAUUUUUGAAUAUCUGCGAACGAAACACUUAUUUUUAAAGCGUUUUGAGUACAGCUCAUGUUUUAAAAAACAGCAGUUUAAAAAAAACAUUCCUCACAUGGUUCACCAAUCCGCCGCGUGCCGGUGUUUUAUUUGGAUGACUUUAUUUUAUAAUUUAAUUAUGUUUUAUUCUUUGACACUCCACGUGUGAAGGUAUCUAUUGUACAUAAUAUAGUUUAGAAAGGUUUGUAAGAAAUAAAGGGUUCGAGAAAAGAA